CCAGCGGUGAGAAGAGGGCGGCCCGUCGACGAGGUGAGGGGAUCCAGUUUCAGAAAGGUAGGCAGCUGUCUUUAACACAGACGGACAGAAGAGACAACAGACACAGACACCAUGGUGAAGAUCAGCUUCCAGUCUGUCUCGGGACAGAAAGUGGAAAAAGAAAACGAUGGCGACAAAACCGAAAUCCUCAUUCCUCAUCCGAUGGAUGAGGAUGAGCUGGUCCUUCCUCUCAGGCCCAAGAAGUCUCCACUCAACGGCCUGUGCUGCCUGACGUUUGGCCUGGUUGUCUUCAUGGCCGGUCUGGUCCUUGCCUCCAUCUAUGUCUAUCGCUACUACUUCAUACCUCAUAUCCCAGAGGAGAACUUGUUCCACUGCAGGGUGCUCUAUGAAGACUCGAUGUACGCCCCGCUGCGUGGGCGUCAGGAGCUGGAGGAAAAUGUUAGCAUCUACUUGGCCGACAACUAUGAGAAGAUCACUGUGCCCGUGCCUCACUUCGGAGGCAGCGACCCUGCUGAUAUCAUCCAUGACUUCCACAGAGGACUGACCGCCUACCAUGACAUUGCUCUGGACAAGUGCUACGUUAUAGAGCUCAACACCACUAUAGUGAUGCCGCCACGCAACCUUUGGGAGCUCCUUAUCAACGUCAAGAAGGGAACAUACUUGCCUCAGACCUACAUCCUCCAUGAAGAGAUGGUGGUGACCGGCAAAGUGCACAACAUGCGUCAGCUGGGACCGUUCAUCUACCGCCUGUGCAAUGGGAAGGACACGUACCGCCUCAACCGUCGAGUCUCCCGCAGACGCAUCAACAAGCGCGAGGCGAAGGACUGCCACCACAUCCGUCACUUUGAGAAUACUUUCGUGGUGGAGACGGUUAUCUGCGAUGAAGCGUAAGAAGGGCGCUUAUCCGUGUCAUCCCAGUCACAGAAAAAGGCACAUCUCUAGUCACUUCCCCAGCUACUGUAGCACCCUCCUGUGGAUCAUGUCUGAGUUGCACUUUAUUUGUGAUUUUGAUUUGAUGUCCUUUUUUGUAAAAGUUUUUUUAUUUAACUACCUGUCUGUUUUUCUUCCUUCUUUUCUAUUGUGCCACAGGUAAUAUUUAUACCCCCCUCCCCCCUCCUCUCGCCCAAGUGUGAUGCAAUACUAAUCUAUUAGUUCUAUCACAGGAUUUUCCAUGUAGCAAAGUCCUUAAGCCAAUAAUGAAUCAUAAUUUUGAGAGCUCUCCUCUUUGGGGAUUUGUAUGAUGGUUACUGUUGUUGGGGGAGAUGACUGUCUCCAUGUGUUGUCAAGGUGACUGUCCUCUUGUUUUUUUUUCUCCUGCUCAGGAGAUUACUUUGUGUCUAGUGUUCUGGUAACACAGUCAGCUGUGCAAAGCAUGAAAUCCUGUUUUUCUGAGCGAACAUUACACAUAGAUUUCUAUUAUUCCCUUUUCUCCCUCCUCAUGAUCUCUGUAAUGUAAACAUGUAACUGCUGAUGACUAGUUGCCUGCUUGCAUCUUUACCUUGUUGCCUGCUUGUCGCUUCCUUGCUCUCCUCUCUGCUUUUUUUCAUUUCUGCUUAAAAAGCAUCACAUGGUAGAAGUUGGAGAAGGUUACAUUGGUCACUUGUGUACCAGUGUUUAGGCAAUGGAGUAAACGUUAUGGGGCAAUAGACUGCAUCCACUUGUUUUUGUAUAUUUCCUCAUCAUUGAAAGAGGUGAAGACUAAUGCUCUUUCAUUUGUUGUCUGCUUUUCUCUUCCAUGUGUUUGGCACACCUAAAUGCAUUUGUGAAUUAUUUUAAGAUGUCAUUUUUCCCCCCUCGCAUGUGUUUAUCUAUAAGAAAACACUGUUAGAAUGUUUUGUAAAACAACAUUUAAAGCCUUAGUUCAGAGUCAGAGACUGGACUAACGUCAAUACUACUAAAAGGGAGCAUAUUAUAUGACAUGUUAGUUCAACUUUGAUCUGUAUAUUUUGUCUGCCUAUGAAAUCUGUCUGUGAAUAAAGUAGUGGAAAUCAC
This is a messenger RNA of Scomber japonicus (chub mackerel), 1992 nucleotides long. RefSeq names its product integral membrane protein 2Ca (gene itm2ca). The transcript has 6 exons. Lineage: Eukaryota; Metazoa; Chordata; Actinopteri; Scombriformes; Scombridae. Gene Ontology annotation, cellular component: extracellular exosome; plasma membrane; Golgi apparatus. The coding region runs from base 112 to 891 and encodes 259 amino acids. Gene Ontology annotation, molecular function: amyloid-beta binding. Gene Ontology annotation, biological process: negative regulation of amyloid precursor protein biosynthetic process. The record is from RefSeq and is a predicted model, not a curated record.